Molecule: messenger RNA, 2093 nt
Organism: Brassica rapa (field mustard)
Lineage: Eukaryota; Viridiplantae; Streptophyta; Magnoliopsida; Brassicales; Brassicaceae
Source: RefSeq, a predicted model, not a curated record
GCCAUCGUCUCUGUCUCCCUUUUAAAGCUCUGCCAUCGUCUCUGUUUAAAACUCUGUUCAAGAAUGGAUCAUGAUCAAGAAGCGGUACCAGAGGUGGAGAAAGCAGUCAUUGUGGAACAAAAUGCUGAUGAAAGACGUGGUUACGUGAUCACGCUCCAGGGUGAUGAUGAAGAAGCGGUACCAGAGGUGGAGAAACGUGUAAUCAUAGAAGAGGAUGUUGCUGGCAGGCGUUCUUACUUGAUCACACUUGAAGACAAACUGGAUCAAGAACAAGAAAAACUACUAUUGGCAUCAUGUUCUCUAGUUAAGAUUUACCCAUCCCUUGAUGAUGAUGAGUAUGCUGGCAUUGAAAGAAGCAUGGGGUGGAUGGAUUUUCAGAAGUUCUAUCACAAUUGCUUGAGUCACAAGGAAUCUGAAGAAGAAACUGAAGAGGAAACUCUCGCUAGAGCCCACCAACUAAGAAAUCUCUGGAUUGGUAAGAUGAUCUCAGCCUAUGAUGUGCCAGAAGAGGAACGUGGAGAUGUACCGUUUAAACCCUACAACGUCGAUGAUCUAGAGGCGGUAAAAGAAACAUUCGGAGAAGAUCUAUAUCGUACAAUACGUAAAGCUUUCCGCGAGGUACGUGUGGCGUUCAAGACUGGGGUUGACUACAAGCCAUGGAACAGAGGAGAGGGAAGAGAAGCGACGCUAAAUGAACUCUUGGACGCGCUUCCGAAGGUAGCUCGACCGCCUACUCAUCGCCGUCGUUAAGUUUACCGGCGAUGUUCUUGAAUUUCGAGUCUUAGGGUUCUUUUAUUUUGGACUGGGCUUUCAUUGCCUUUUGUUCGGCCUUUACUUUUUUUUUAUGGUUUGAUUUGAUACCAAAGCCGAACACAAUUUGGUACGGUUUCGGUUUAGGUUUAAAUAGUCAGGUUUAUAAACCAACCAUCGUUUGUUUGUAACAAGGGCCUCACUUUAAUCUGAUAUUAGAAACAGAGAGACUAAUUCAAGAUUCACAAAGGAAAACAAACUUCAAACCUAACAAAUCAUUGUAGAUUCAAAGGCAAGCACAUUGUUCAAUUCACAUGAAAAUGGCCUCUUAUGGGGGAAAACGUCAAAAAUCAUGAAUUUACCAAAAUUAUCCAAAAACCUCAUCUCACAAACACACCGUUUCGGUUCCUUCCGGGUUCGGUUCGAAUCGUAUUAUAAACAAUGUUCGAAAUCGCCCAAAAUACUUUUAAAAACUUAAAAAAUGACAAAAAAAUAUUUAAAACAUUCACAAAUCUAAUUAAAAACUAGUUCAACUAACUGAACUAACUAAAAAGUAUUCAAAUAUAAAUUAACAUUAAAAAUACCCUAAAACAUCUAAAUUAUCUUACUUAACAUAUAUAAAAAUAGUAACAUAUUUAACUAAUUUUAAAUAUUUUUUGAAUCCUAUUUUAGAUUUCGGUUCGGAUUGUAACCAAACACUAAAGUACCAAACCCUUAAAUGCCAUUGGAAUAUUUUUGUAUAUCAGUUCGGAUUGGAUUUCAUUAUUUUUGGUUCGUGUUAAGGUAGGUAGAGACUUCAGUUUGGGGUAAAAACGUCGGGCCUAUGCAUGGGGGUGAAAAAAUAUUGGAUUCAUCCUGAGAAUAAUCUGAUAUUCUUUUGGAUAAUGCAAUGGAUGAUGCUGAUAUUGGUUUGGUGGAGAGAGCAAUUUUUGUCUGUUCUUCUUGGAGCCCAUUUAUUACUCCUUUUUUGUUCAUCUUGGGUUCUUGUAAUGUCCAUUUGGUUGUUUCACUGUCCUAGUUCAACUAUUGCUCAAUAAUGACAGUUUUGAACCCUUGAUCCUGUAAUAAACUCAGCAACAAAAAGAAAAACAGAUUCUCUCAUAUGAUGCAAAUCCUUUCAGUAACUAACAAAGUACAGAUACGUUUGGUUCAAAUUAACAAGUACAUUGUUUCAUAUGAACACAGUUGCACGCACUGGAAAGAAUGCAAACACAAAGCAAAUAAUUAUAUUUUUUUAAGUACACACAGGUUCAAAGAAUCAAGUAAACACACACUUUUAUACUAGAGGAGGUCUUCAACAAACAGGGAUAAUCUAGAAUUCACAAAAGAAAGGAAAAAAAAAA